AUGGCUAGUAACUUAGACUUGAGUUCUACUUCCCCAUUCAAUCUCCAAACCCUCCAACACCGCCCUGAUCUCCAUCUCCAAAUCCCUCCUGACUCCGAAUACGAUACCAACCAAACCACCCCUGGUUCCGGCGACGGUGGCGGCGGCCGCCGUCCUCGUGGACGUCCUCCUGGUUCCAAGAACAAGCCCAAACCACCAGUCAUCAUUACUCGUGAGAGCGCCAACACCUUACGAGCUCACAUCCUCGAGAUUAGUAGUGGAUGCGACGUUUUUGAAUCUGUUGCCGAUUAUGCCAGGAAGCGUCAACGUGGGAUUUGCAUAGUUAGCGGCAGCGGAACCGUGAACAACGUUAGCCUCCGGCAGCCGGCUGCCACCGGAUCUGUUGUGACCCUUCAUGGCCGGUUCGAGAUACUUUCGCUGUCGGGAUCGUUCUUGCCUCCUCCGGCACCACCGGGUGCCACCAGUUUGACUAUUUACUUGGCGGGUGGACAAGGACAGGUUGUCGGUGGAAACGUUGUCGGAGCUCUGGUUGCUUCUGGGCCAGUAAUCGUCAUAGCAGCUUCUUUUACGAAUGUAGCGUAUGAGAGGCUGCCAUUAGAUGAAGAGGAAGCGGCUGCGAGUAGUGGCGGAGGUGGAGGCGGAAACGGAGACGGGGAUGGUGGCGCCGGUCACCCCUUUUCAGACCCAUCAUCCAUGGGCUUACCCUUCUUUAACUUGCCACUCAACAUGCCAAAUGUCCAGUUACCGGUGGACGGCGGUGGUUGGUCCGGUAACCCAUCGAGCCGGCCGACGUUUUAACAGCUUGGAAGUCUCUAAUCUUGAAGAAAAAGGUCAGACAAAACGAAUGGAUCAUCAUUCAUUAUUUGACCAUCACAUCUUCACCUUUUUUUGUUCCAUCUUCAAUGGGAUUAAUCCACUCAGCCCUAUUCUGUUGAUCCAACUGUAGCCUUAGUUCUUUAAAUUUGUGAAUUAAGAUCAAAUCUUCAUUGUCUUGUUGUUUGGUACUGUGUUUGUGAAACCCUCUUCAUCUUU
Cynara cardunculus var. scolymus (artichoke) is the source of this 1032-nucleotide messenger RNA. Its product is annotated as AT-hook motif nuclear-localized protein 23-like. The coding region runs from base 1 to 798 and encodes 265 amino acids. Gene Ontology annotation, cellular component: nucleus. The record is from RefSeq and is a predicted model, not a curated record. NCBI's taxonomy places the organism in Eukaryota, Viridiplantae, Streptophyta, Magnoliopsida, Asterales, Asteraceae. The transcript has a single exon. Gene Ontology annotation, molecular function: DNA-binding transcription factor activity; minor groove of adenine-thymine-rich DNA binding.